This is a messenger RNA of Ustilaginoidea virens, 1023 nucleotides long. RefSeq lists its product as uncharacterized. The transcript has a single exon. The coding region runs from base 1 to 1023 and encodes 340 amino acids. Lineage: Eukaryota; Fungi; Ascomycota; Sordariomycetes; Hypocreales; Clavicipitaceae. The record is from RefSeq and is a predicted model, not a curated record.
AUGUCGCUCGGGGCGGCGCACCUGCACCCGCUCGACAAGAAGCUCGCGGCGGCGGCGAGCCGGGGCUUCCUGGGCGUCGAGCUGUACUGGGAGGACCUGGCGGCGUACUCGGCGCUGCUGGGCGGCGGCGGAGGCAUGCUCGCCGCCGCGGGGGCCGUGUCGGAGCUCUGCGCGCGCCUCGGCCUCCGGGUGGUCAGCCUGCAGCCGUUCCGGGACGCCGACGGCGUGGCCAGCCCCCGCCUGCGGGAGGCGCUGCUCGCCGAGUUCCGGGAGUGGCUCGCCGUCGCGGGCGCCCUGGGCACGCGCAUCAUCGGCGUGGUGCCGGCGACGCUCCCGCCCCCGCGGGGCCUCCUCCCGGCCGACUGCGGCGCCGGCGCGGGCGAGGCGGCGGCGGCCGCGCUCCUGCUGCGCGACCUGGCCGCCCUGGCCAGGCCGCUCGGCAUCCGGGUGGCCUACGAGAACCUCUGCUUCGCGGCCCACGUGCGCGAGUGGGAGCAGGCCUGGGAGCGCAUCCAGCUCGCCCGCGCCGACAACCUCGUCUUCCUGCCGGACACGUUCAACCUCUGCGGCGGGGCCUACAUGGACCCCGAGCACCCGAGCGGCCGGCGCGACGGCGGCGACGCCCUCCUCGGCCAGAAGCUGCGCGGCCUGGCCGACACGGUGCCACCGGCGUCCAUGCCGCUGCUGCAGGUCGCCGACGCCGAGUGGCAGCCCGUCCCGCUCACCGCCGACCACCCCUGGCGCAGGGACACGGGCUUCGCGCCCCUCAUGGCGCUCAGCCGCAACGCCCGGCAGUUCCCCUUUGAGCGCGGCGGCUACCUGCCCGUGCUGAGCGUCGUCGAGGCCGUCGUCGCCGCCGGCUGGUCGGGCUGGGUGAGCAUGGAGAUCUUCUCGAGGACCACGGCAAAGGCGGGCGACGACACGAUACGCGAGCACGCCGACCGCGCCUGGCGCAGCUGGGUCAAGCUGGCAAAGAGGAUGGGCUGGAACACCCGGCCCAAGCUGCUGCCGGGGGACGACUGA